Molecule: messenger RNA, 339 nt
Organism: Spodoptera littoralis (African cotton leafworm)
Lineage: Eukaryota; Metazoa; Arthropoda; Insecta; Lepidoptera; Noctuidae
Source: the annotation of a GenBank genome assembly
AUGAGUUCACAAGUAGUGAAAUGCCAUAAAUGCCGCAACAUAUUAUUUGAUGAUACAUGCAUACUGGACGGUGCUGAUAAAUGUGAUUCAAAGACAUGUGCAAGUUAUGAUAUCAGAAGAUUUAUUUACAUUAAUGAAGAAAAAGUUCCCGAUUGGAUUAAAAAUAAAAUAGAGAGUGAAGACUGGACUAAAGGAAAACUAAACUGUCAAAAGUGUAACAAUAGGAUCGGCGGAUUCGACUACAUAACGGGAAGAAAGUGUGACUGUGGAGCGUCAGUACUACCACCCAUACAUUUAGUCACUAGUCAAGUUGAUAAGCCUAUAAAAUUGCUAUUGUAA